This is a messenger RNA of Suillus paluster, 1360 nucleotides long. RefSeq names its product carbon-nitrogen hydrolase. NCBI's taxonomy places the organism in Eukaryota, Fungi, Basidiomycota, Agaricomycetes, Boletales, Suillaceae. Bases 177 to 1163 code for a protein of 328 amino acids. Gene Ontology annotation, molecular function: omega-amidase activity. Gene Ontology annotation, biological process: L-glutamine metabolic process; oxaloacetate metabolic process. Gene Ontology annotation, cellular component: mitochondrion. The transcript has 11 exons. The record is from RefSeq and is a predicted model, not a curated record.
GCUCUUCAAGCUUCAUCCCUCAAACCAGCUGCAAGAGUGAUGAACAUGGACGCCAGGAGAGUUCCACUCGCUGUCAACUCAGUGUUCUAAUCAAACGGGAUCCCGGUCCGGUCCGGGUGGUAAUAUAGAGCCCGUGGGCCUCACUGAUCUGAGAAGGUCCAAGGACCGUUAGUCCCAUGCGUAUGUUUCCGCACCUCCGUCUAUCAGGAGCGCCUCUGUUAUCGCACAACCUCAAACGUUUCACUUACCGCACCAUGACUUCUGUCGCUCCUCCGGUCUUCAAGCCGUUCACUCUCACGUUGAUCCAGCUCGGUUCUAUCGGCUCUGACAAGGCAGCCAAUCUUGAACAUGCUCGUGAGAUGAUCAUGAAGGCAGCAAAGGGCAAUUCAGACACUAAGCCUCAGGUUGUCGUACUGCCAGAAUGUUUCAACUCGCCUUAUGGCUAUGUUCACUUCCCCGCGUAUGCCGAGAAUAUUGGCUACACUGCUGGCAAGGAGUAUGAUGUUCAAGCGAGUGUAAGCGAAAGUGUUAAAAUGCUGUCUUCUGCUGCGAAGGAGGCAGGAGUCUGGCUCAUCGGAGGCUCGAUACCCGAGAGAGAUGCGGAGACGAAUAACGUCUACAACACUUGCACUGUGUAUUCUCCGACAGGUGCACUUGUUGCAUCACAUCGCAAGGUUCAUCUAUUUGACAUCGAUAUUCCUGGGAAGAUAACAUUCAAGGAGAGUGAGACAUUAACCGGAGGAACGACAACGAACUAUUUUGACACUGAAUUUGCACGUAUUGGCCUCGGUUUAUGCUACGACGUCAGGUUCCAAGAACUAGCGAUGAUCGCGGCACGGCGAGGAUGUCAUGCUGUGGUGUAUCCUGGGGCAUUUAAUCUUACCACUGGACCCUUGCAUUGGGAACUCCUUCAACGAGCUCGGGCCGUUGAUAACCAAGUUUUCUUUUCUAUGUGCAGCCCGGCACGGGAUAUGACUGCCGGGUACAAUGCGUGGGGGCACUCAAUGGUCGUUGACCCAUAUGGCCGUGUUCUCGUGGAGGCCGAUGAAAACGAGACCAUCCUGCAUGCCGAUAUCGAUCCCGAACCGUUCCAGGAGGUAAGAGCUGGAAUACCAGUCACAAAACAGCGUCGCUUUGAUGUCUAUCCCGACGUGAGCGCUUGAGGGACGGCAGGCAUGAUUAUGCUGUCUUCUGAAAGAAGAGUUGAAAAAUAUGUCAGAAAACUCCUAACUAGCCUGUGACAAUACUUUUGAGGUUCCUCAAUCAUGCCUAUUUACAUGCACUUGAUUAGAAGGAACGACUAUCUGCAAACUAAACCUGUUAACCUAGCUACUGCUUGAAGCUGAAGCUGUGAUCAUGG